Molecule: messenger RNA, 3412 nt
Organism: Microplitis demolitor
Lineage: Eukaryota; Metazoa; Arthropoda; Insecta; Hymenoptera; Braconidae
Product: glutamic acid-rich protein
Exons: 4
Coding region: 507-3329 (940 amino acids)
Molecular function (GO): histone binding
Source: RefSeq, a predicted model, not a curated record
ACAAGUUUUCAAAUCUGUGUAGUUUUAGUUAAAAAAGCCAUAGAGUGAAGAAUGUAAAACUGUGGGACGAUAUAUAUAUGUUACAAAAUAUAUAAUAAAUAUAUAUAAUAUGUAUAUUUAAAAAUACAAAGUACUCGAGGUAAAUAAAGUGAAAGUUAAAUAAAAUGUCAACUUUGUUGGAAAAAAAAAAGUUUACUAAUUAACCCUACGAAUAAUAAGUAAAUAAUUAUAAUAUAAAUAAUAAUUAUUGGGUUGAUAAACAAAUGAUAAUUUACUUGUUGAAUCAUAAAUUGCACCGAGUGGUUAUCAAAAUUAUUUUCCAAGAUUGUCAUUAGACCAGAAGUUUUAAUUUUUAUAAAAAGUUUAUAUUUUGUAAUUAUUAUUAAUAAUAAUAAUUGUUGCUUGUGUUCCAGUGAUAAAUGCUAUUGAUUAAAGAUAUAUAUUUAAAUAUAUUUGGUUAUAUUUAUGAUUUGUUAAUUAAGACACUUGUUAAAUAAAUAAAUAAGAUGCCUAGUGAUGAGGUUAUUUGUUUAUCAUCAGAUGAUGAAGAAGAUUCGCCAAUGAAGAAUUUAGUCGACUGCGACUCAUCACCAACCAAAAUUCAAUUAACGCCAUCGGUGCAACUGAUAAAACGUGAAAACUCAGUAACGAAACGUAAGAUAUCACUCGGAGACGAGAUAACGUUGAAGAAACUUAAAGUUGAUUCAACGGAAACGUGGAUUGAAACUGCAAAGACUAAAAAUAAUGACCAUUUAAGUACAAAUUCAACUGGUAUAGUUGAUAGUUCAAGUAAAUCAAAUUUCAAAAAUAAUAGUAUCAGGAAUUCGACUGAUAAAAAUGAUAGUACUAGUGUCGCAUCAACUUCAAAUGGUCAUAAAUAUGUAAAGCCAUUGAAAGUGACGACAAGUGAAGAGAAUUCUGGGGAUAUUAAAAAACCGAUGCUUGUUGUCAAGACAAAGCAGCCAGUCAAUGUCGAAAAUGGACAUGAAAAUGUAUUUUUAAUGUUUAUAGGCCAGUGCUUGUCACGGGAACGCACCUCAGACAUGGAAAAAGUUGUAGAAAAAUUAAAGAGGAAGUACGAGCAACUAGACACUGCCUAUGCAAACUCAGAGGCAUUUGCUGAUUUGUUGAACGAGAAACGUCAUCUUCUGGAGCUGGAAAAAGGCGCGCUCUAUAUGCAUAUCAAAGACGUCCUGGAUGAGAUGAAGAUCAGAAAAGCUGGUCGUAAAUCAGCGGUAUGCAAAUCAGAACCAGAUGGUACUGAUGCUGAUACUGAGGAAGCUGAUGUGACUGUCGACGGAAUGGACGAAAAGGAACGCGAGCAGUUCCGGAAACAAGAGAUGAAGAUUAAGAGACUGGAGAAGACUAUGGAACUUGUCCAGAAACGGAUUAAAAAGUAUGAAGCCGAGGAAGUUGAUUGGAAUGACGAGGACGACUCGAUGUACAUGAAACUAGAGAGGUACAAAAAGCGCAUGGUAGAGCUGUACAACGCGUGGUGUAAGUUGACUGCCAACCACGAGGACGCUGGGAGAUCGUACCUGCGUCCAAAGCAUGUAAAACUUACUGGUAUUGUUACUGUCGAUCAAGCGAUAAACAGUUUUGUAAACUCGAGACUUAAAAAACGAAGUUCUCUUUCGAAUCAGGCGGGCAAAGAUGACUUUUUCCCUGACUAUGUUGACAUUUUAAAUUUAAUUCACACGCACAAUGUCAAUCAUAAUUUGGGAAUGAAUAAAAUAAAAGAAAGUGCUGCAGCUAAAAGCGCGUUCGUAAAAUUGGGUGAGUAUUUAAAAAGUGAACGACAGCAAGAUUUUUACGAUACAUUUUCAAUGUGGUAUGAAAAUGACGAGGAUCCGGCACAGAAGGAUCCGGAGUUGCUGUCGAAAUUACAAGAAAAUCGUGAGCAUGGUGAGAAAAAAUUAAAUGAAGUUUUCGAUGAAUACACGAGGAAGCAGGAGGAGUUGAACGCCAGUGGUAAGUUGGAAGAAGUUAAAGGAACUGAUGAGGAGGAUGAGGAUGAGGAUGACGAGGAAGAUGAAGAGAAAGAUGAGGGAGAUGAUGAAAGAGAUGUCAGUGAUGCUGAAGUUGUUGACUUGGAAAGUGAUAAUUCUGCAGCUGAAGAUGCGGACGCUGAUAAAGAAAAUGGUGAUAAAAAUACUAAGAAUGGUAUAGAUAAGAGUAGUGAUAAGGUAGCGGAAGAACCGGAAAUAGUAGAAACUGCAGAAACAAUUUGGCUGGAAUCGAAGGCAGAUAAAGUUUUAUCUUGUGGUUCUGAGAAAAUUAAAAAAAAUUUACCGAGUACUUCAAAACAGUCAGCAUCGACUUCGACUUCGUUUAAUAAUUCUGAUAAUAAAGGUUAUAAAUCAAAAGUGGAUAAUACUGAUGACGACGCACAUGAGGACUGCGAUGACAAAGCUGAUGGAAAACCCGUCCUGAAGUUAAGGUCAUUUGCUAAACCGCCAGAAUUCUGGGCUAACUCCCAAGAGAUUGCGGAGUCUGACUCGGACGAAGAACCGGCACCAGGAGUUCAAGUCGGAAAUGAUUCAUCGAUUGAAGUUAUUCACAUCGAUAUAUCGGGCGAUAAAUCACCGAAGGCUGCGAAGACUGUCGCGCCUAACCAGAGGGUUCAGCCGACACCAGUCAACACGACCAAAAAAAAAGUUUUUACAAGGAUGGUUCCAGUUUCCUCUAGUAGAUUGUGCCGACUGAGUACCGGCGAUCCUGUUCUGAAGAGCCCAAUGGCCACGUCGACGCCAAAUCCAAAUUUAAAUUCCAAUUCUAAUCCAAAUCGACAUCCGCGGGCUGGUGACUCGACUCCGAAACGUCCAGUAGGAGCGUCGAUGCCAAAUCGUCCUAUUCAAGCUUCAAACACUGCCAGUCCCGCUGGAUCCGGAGCUGGACCCCAGCGCAAGGAGUUAAAGCAUGUGACUUUUAUUAGAAAUAACAAUCAAAAUAAUGUACCAGUCGGACAGCCAACUGAGCAAACUGCGACGAGUAGUUCAGUGACUAAUGGACGCGUCGCUCCGACUGUUGCCAGCUUGCAAACCUUUAGGAAAACUGACGUUAAAAAGUUACAACUUGCUAAUUCUAAAAACAUUUUUAAUAAUGAUUCUAAUUCUAAUUAUAAUUUAAAUGGUAUUAGAUGUAAUAGCAAUAGCACUAGUUAUAAUAAUAGUAAUAAUCAGAGGAACAAUGUUGGUAAUAAAAGUGGGCAGAGACAAGUUAUAAAUCCUAUGGCUACCCGAAAAAUUGUUGAUCGUCCAAUCAACAGAACUGAUGUCAAUGUGAAUAAUUUAAAUAGACUAACACCUCGAAAUGGACAUAUGUCUUGAUAACUUAAAUAAUUAUUAUAAGUAAUUAAUAGGAAAUGUGUUGAUUACUUUACUUUUUGUUUGUUUGUUUGUUUUUGUUCAUU